AAAAUAAAAAUACGCCCUUGAUUAUUUUGUUUGAUCAUGGGAUUUACUAAGUUAGGUAUUUGAAACUUGAAAGCCAAUGUACUUGAGUACUUGACCCGUACUCGUGGGCUCGUAGCUACUGGUUUUUAUUUAUAUUUUUCACACCCCAACUUCUGCUGAUUCAGCCACCACCACCGCCACCUCUGCGGCAGUCGUUGCAGACCGCCAAGCACCGUUACGUAAUCUUUGUCCUAAACUCAGCGAGUAGAAGCGCUUCGCCAUGAACGCCCCUGACCGUUACGAACGCUUUGUCGUCCCGGAAGGCACCAAAAAGGUGUCGUAUGAGAGGGACACGAAGAUCAUCAAUGCCGCCUCUUUCACCAUCGAGAGAGAGGAACACACUAUAGGCAAUAUCAUUCGCAUGCAGCUGCAUCGAGACGAGAACGUGUUGUUUGCUGGAUACAAGCUGCCUCACCCUCUCCAGUACAAAAUUAUUGUGAGGAUACAUACCACUAGCCAGUCAUCCCCAAUGCAGGCAUAUAACCAGGCUAUUAAUGAUCUGGACAGGGAACUUGAUCACUUGAAGAAUGCAUUUGAGGCGGAGAUGGUGAAGUUUUCAAGGGACUAUUGAUGUACAUUCAAGAUGGAACUUUUUCCCUUUAGCCUUUGCUGGAUAUGAAACUUGUUAAAGAUGUUUCUUUUGGACCAAGGAACUUCUACAGUGGUGAACAAUUUCAAUGUUAACAAAACUAUUGAAGGAUGAUUUGCAUUGUACUAAGCUAAUUAUUUUUAAAAAGGAAAAAAAUCCUGUCACAUGAACCAUGUUGCUCUCCAUGAAUCUUGAAUGUGAAUAUACACUUUUUUUAAUUGAUUGUUCUAUUCUA
Molecule: messenger RNA, 863 nt
Organism: Arachis stenosperma
Lineage: Eukaryota; Viridiplantae; Streptophyta; Magnoliopsida; Fabales; Fabaceae
Product: DNA-directed RNA polymerases II, IV and V subunit 11
Exons: 6
Coding region: 260-610 (116 amino acids)
Biological process (GO): transcription by RNA polymerase II
Cellular component (GO): RNA polymerase II, core complex
Molecular function (GO): DNA binding; protein dimerization activity
Source: RefSeq, a predicted model, not a curated record